Molecule: messenger RNA, 1608 nt
Organism: Colletotrichum chrysophilum
Lineage: Eukaryota; Fungi; Ascomycota; Sordariomycetes; Glomerellales; Glomerellaceae
Exons: 5
Coding region: 1-1608 (535 amino acids)
Source: RefSeq, a predicted model, not a curated record
AUGGACGUCCCAAGUGCUCCAGAGGGAAUGAACUACUCUCCAAAGAGGCUCAUUGUAUGCUGCGAUGGCACAUGGAUGAACUCGGAGAGCGGCUACAUUAAGCCGACGCUCUUCAAGCCCAAAGGCGGGCUCCAGAUCCCCUCGAACGUGACCCGCAUCUCGAGAUGUUUUCGCCGAAAGUGCAGCGACGGUCGUGUGCAGGUCAUCGAGUACGAGUCCGGCGUCGGCACGGGCUCCAACGCCCUCGACGCCCUCACCGGCGGUGCAUUCGGCCUCGGCCUGUCGGAGCGCGUCCGCCAGGUCUACAGCUUCCUGUGCGCCAACUACUGCGACGGCGACGAGAUCAUCCUCAUCGGCUUCUCGCGCGGCGCGUACACCGUCCGCUCCGUGGCUGGCAUGAUUGCCGACCUGGGCCUGCUGACCCGCGAGGGCGUCGAGCACUUUUACCCCAUCUUCAAGGACAUGGAGAACUGGAUGAAUGACAAGUACAAGGACGAGUUCCCGAACCUGCCGUUUGAGCACAAGCCCAAGGGCGAAGACGCGGCGGAGAAGUACAGGGCCAAGCUGGAGAAGCGUGGCAUGACCCGUGUUCGGCAGCAGGAGGGAAAGGGAGAAAUCAUCAAGGUCAAGGCAGUCGCCGUUUGGGACACCGUUGGCAGCCUCGGCAUCCCCCAAAUCGCCUGGUUGAACAAGCUCGGCAUCUACGCAUCCAACGAGGAGUACAGAUUCUGGGACACUGCCCUGUCAGACAGGAUCGAGCACGCCUUCCAAGCUCUCGCGCUCGACGAGACCCGCUACUCUUUCCAGCCCGCGGUAUGGGAACGUCUGGAAGCCAACAGAUUGUCUACGGAUCUCCGCCAAGUUUGGUUUCCUGGCAACCACUCCAACUGCGGGGGCGGCUGGGCCGAUCAGGGCAUGGCCAACAUCACUCUUGCCUGGAUGAUGGAUCAGCUCGCGUCGAUUGGUGUCGAGUUUAACCACCGCGCACUCGAGCGCUGCGUGAGCCAGUCAAAGUCGUUCUACAUUGCGCAGCAGAAGAAGAACAAGGGCAAGCAGUGGGCCCGCGAACCCAUUUACAGCUCAAACCAUCCCCUCCGACCUUGGGGCCUGGGCGCUAUCCAGAAGACGACCAGUCUGUUGUACAGUCUUGCCGGAAAGAUUAAUCGGUCGCCUGGGCGGUACCGGCAAGUCAACGCAAAGACAGAGGUACGAGACGGACCAUUUCUGAAGGACACAAACGAACGUAUCCACUCCUCUGCCCGCAUUCGUCUGGCCUGCGAGGGUCUCGGUCUCAACGACAAACUUCCAUGGGAUAAUGCCGCUCUCAAGAAGCAUUGGAAGCUCGUCCUCUCACAAAAGGACUACCACGACCCCGUCCCUAACCACCCUGACUGGGAGCCGCAGGAGCACAGAGAGAACUGUAGCAUUCAACACCCGUCUGAGUGCAAGGAUGGUCGCUGGGUCUGGGAGUAUUCUGGUCCGUCGAAGAACGCACCGCUCUGCAAGGUCAUGGUCGAGGAGCCGCUGGGGCCGUACGAGCGGCACUUGUUGAGGCUGACGGGUGGCGAUCCCAGUGUGUACAAGUGGGCUCACGAGAACCCCAUGUAA